UGCUGUGGUUUAGAGAACCAAAUCUGCUCUUCUGCAUUUUGGCUGGGGCUCAGGCAGGCUUUGUGAAGGAGGAGUUAAUCAUUGAUAGGCAAACUGGCACGGGUCUGGUCCCUGCAGAGCAUGCAGGUGGCUAUGUGUAGCCAUUUCUGAGCGUGUGGGUGGAUCAGAACCCCUCCUUCAGCACAGCAGGGCUGUGUCAGUGCCUUUGGAUGCACCCAUCGCUGCCUGCAGAGCCCAGAUAUUUGGCCUCGAAAAAGAAUGCUGUGACAUCUGCAACGUGGUCAGGAUGAUGAUGGUGCCAGCUGUGGUGUCAGUGGGACCAAGGGGCCGUGCUGCCAUCCUGGUGCUGCUCCUCACUGCUGCCCUGGUGGUGGGCACCCAGGGUGCUUGCGGUGCUCCGCCACGGUUCUCAUUUGCAGAACUGAAGGAGGACUACCUGCACAACAGGACGUUUUCCACCUCUGAAGUGGUGGAAUACAGAUGUCGGCCAGGCUACGUGAGGAAUUACAGAGCCCGGAACACUUACAUCUGUGAAAAGAACAGCUGGAAAGGAUUGAACAACUUCUGCUUACCAAAGCCCUGCAGUUACCCUGGAGAGCCAACCAAUGGCAGGCUUGUGGAAGUACAGCAGUUCACCUUUGGGUCCACAGCAAACUACAGCUGUGACACUGGGUACAGACUGGUUGGAAAUUCCCAGAUUAGGUGUGUGAUUAAAAAUGGGCAUGUUACUUGGGAUGGAAAUCCUCCCAUCUGUGAACCAAUUCCAUGUUUGCCCCCUCCAAAAAUAGCGAAUGGAGAUCACAACGGAGGUGACGUCGCGCUCUUCACUUACGGAGCUUCUGUCACCUACCACUGCCACACUGACAGCAGGGGGAGGAAGCAGUUCUCCAUGGUGGGGGAUGCCUCUAUUUUCUGUACAACCAAUGACAACGUGAAUGGUGUCUGGAACAAGCCAGCCCCGGAGUGCAAAGUGGUGAGCUGCAGGGAGCCCCAGGUGGAGCACGGCAGGCUGCAGAGCAGGUACAGAGCUGAGUACGCCUAUGGUGACACCGUCAUCUUCGACUGUGAAUUCCGUUACGUGCUGCUGGGCAGUGACACAGCCAUGUGCCAGGAGGAUGGCAGCUGGGAUCCACCACUACCGCAAUGCCAGCGCAGCAGCUGUGAUGACCCUCCUGAUGUGCAGAAUGCUGUUAAAGCAAGACUUGCAGGCAAUUUAUUUCCCAUUGAGACUGUCAUCACUUAUGAGUGCCAGACGGGCUAUGAGUUCAGCCCUGGAGUGGUGAUGCAAAACAUCAGUUGUCUGCCAGACUAUACAUGGACUGAAACUCCACCACCCUGUGGAAGAAUUAGUUGCCCAAAUCCAGCUACCAAGAGGGGAAUGCACAUAAGCUCCUGGGACAAAAAAGACACGUAUGUGUUGGGAGACAGAGUCCGAAUUAUCUGUGACCCUGGCUAUGUUUUCAAGGACAGUGAUGAUUAUGUUGUGCUUCAGUGUACAAAUGAUGGCACGUGGAACCGGGCAGCACCAGAGUGCAUUCCAGAACCUCAUUGCCCAGAGCCUAUCAUUGACCACGGAAGAGAGGUUUAUAAAAGCAAAAAUGAUUACACAGUUGGGACUCAAGUAAGGAUAGAGUGUGAUGAAGGCUACGUGAUCAGUAUCCAAGAGUCGAUCACGUGCCAGGCUGAUGGGAACUGGUUUCCCAAAUUACCCUACUGCCAGCAAGCCUGCGGCCCUCCCCCACGAAUCACCCACGGGCUGGACAUCAACCCAACAUCAUCAUUCUUCCCCUAUGGCUACAGAAUGAAAUACAGUUGUGCUGCGGGGCUGUCCCUCAUUGGGGAUGAAUCCAUCUACUGCACCUCUGAAGAUGGAGUGAACCUGGAUUGGAGCGGCCCUGCCCCAGCGUGCAGGGUGGUUCGCUGCCCCAAGCCUGUGGUUGAGAAUGGAGAGAUGGUUACACCACAGCACACAUUCUCCUAUGGGACAUCCGUGAGCUUCUACUGCAAGAAAGGCUUUACACUGCAUGGCAAUGCUGAGAGCCGCUGCGUGGCUGAUGGCAGCUGGCAGCCAGCCCUACCCAAAUGCCAGCCAGUCAAGUGUCGUGCACCAAAGAGCAAGGAGAACCUACAGAUUUUCUCUGACAGGGAAGAGUACGAGUUUAAUGAAACCCUGUACUUCUCCUGCAAGCAGAGCAGCAAUCCGGCAGAGAUGUCAUUAACCACCUGCUCUGCUGGUGGCUCUUGGAUGCCACCACCCAACUGUAAAACACUUCAUGCGUGCAAGAAGAUUCGUCAAAUCCGGGAAACUUUUGAGUGCGGAAUUCCUCUGGCAGAACUGAGAACUUUGCUGGAAGUACAGAAACUCUACCUGGAGAUCCAGAAGCUGGAGAAGGAUCUGGGAGCCAGAGGAGGCCACUUUUGCAGUCCUGUGGCACGGCUGCUGCUCGCCAUGCAGCUGCUCCUGCACUGGAUGGGGCCGUUGCUGGCACUGCUGGUGCUGCAGCCAGCGGGGAGCCUGGAGGUGCAGUGCCCGGUCCCAAUGAUUCCUCAUGGGUGGCUGAAUCCUGCAGAGAAGAACCUCAGUGCUGGGAGUACAGCCACGCUUGAAUGUGAAGCUGGCUACGUCCCUGUGGGCAGCAGCAGCGUGAGGUGUCUGAGCAGUGGCAGAUUGCAGCCACGGACACCAGCAUGCAUCCGAGGUCGUUGUCCUUCCCCUCCUGCUGUUGACUACGCCGACCGCAGACCUCCAUACGAGUUCCUGGUGGGUUCCACCAUCACCUACUUCUGCAGACAUGGAUACACGUUGAUCCCCGGCGUAUCUCCAACAACAACUUGUCUCAAAAAUUUCACCUGGUCUGCGAUCCCAGCGCUUUGCCAGAUGGUGCAGUGCCCAAGCCCAGCCAUCAUCAACGGGAGGGAGACGAGCGCAAAGCAAGAGAAGUACAGCGUUGGGCAGCAGGUGGAGUUUCAAUGCAACCCAGGCUAUGUGCUGUGGGGCAGCCAGAGGACUCAAUGCUGGUCGGAUGGGACGUGGAAACCCCCGGUGCCGUACUGCGAUAAAGUCUGUACCCCCCCUCCACUGAUCACCAACGGGCAGCACACCGGCUUGAGAACAGAACUUUUUCCCUACGGUACUGAGGUGAAAUACAGCUGUGCUUCAGGGCUGUCCCUCAUUGGGGAUGAGUCCAUCUACUGCACCUCUGAAGAUGGGGUGAACCUGACAUGGAGCGGCCCUGCCCCAGAGUGCAGGGUGGUUCGCUGCCCCAGGCCCAUGGUUGCCCAGGGGAGGAUGGAUCUGUCAUGGCACACGUUCCCCUACGGGACGUCCGUGCGCUUCUCCUGCAAUGAGGGCUUUGUGCUGCACGGCGAUGCUGAGAGUCGCUGCACGGCUGAUGGCAGCUGGCAGCCAGCCCUGCCCAAAUGCCAGCCAGUUCUGUGUCCCAAACCACGAGUUGCCAAUGGAAAGCUGACAAGCACUGAUCAGACGUGGUACCCAAUAAACACAACGGUCACAUUUGUGUGCCACGAGGGAUACCAUCACUUCUCAGGUGAUGGAGAAGCCAUGUUAAAAGACUCUUGGACAGCCACGUGCUUGGCUGAUGGCAACUGGACACCACUGCCCAAGUGUAAGAAGGAAGGUGAUGCUGACGUGUGCGGAGAGGUUGCUUAUAUUCAGAGUGUCGUCUCUGACUGCCACGUGCCUACAGAAGAUGUGAAAACUCUGCUGGAAAUACAAAAACUCUUCCUGGAGAUUCAAAAACUGAAAGUGGAAUUGCAAGGACUGAGCAAGGAGGUCCUGGAGCACAUCCUGCAUUGUGCCUGUGGGCCCCCGCCUCCCAUGACCCACUCCCAGCCCUCCGGCGUCGAGCAGCUCAGCAGCUUCCCUGUGGGCUCCAGGGUGACCUACAUGUGUCUGCACGGUGCUAUCAGGAUCCCCGGGGCGCUGGACACGGUGCAGUGCCUGCCUGGCUCAUACUGGUCGGAGCUGCGCGAUCCCUGUGGCUUGAGCUGCGCUACCCCGACCUCAAUGCACUUUGCUGCCCUGUCCGAGGUGGAUGAGAUGAUCAAUUUCUAUCCUGUUGGGUUCACUGUGAGCUACGUCUGCCGCCCUGGUUAUGAGAACAUCUCAGAAGGCCAACCCACCAGCACCUGCCUUGAGAGCCUGACGUGGUCAGAGGUCCCGGAGUUAUGCCAGAUAAUCACUUGCUCUUCACCUCCUCGGAUCAGCAACGGGAGGCACGAUGGUGAAGGUGUAGAAAAGUUUGCUUACAACUCAACAGUGACCUACAGCUGUGACUCUGGCUUCCAACUCAUUGGGAAUGUGAGCAUCCGUUGUUCCCAGAGACGUGACCUCAAACCACCCAAGCAGACUUUCACAAUGGAAAUGAAAAUGAGCCUCUAUAAGAAGUCACUCCAAAACACCAACUCCUUCUCCUCCUCUUCUUCGUUCUCCAGGAAGCCAGAGAGCCGCCCAGCCUCAAGAGGGAGGAUGAAGGCAAAACGCCGCUGCCCCGAUUCCGAGGGCGGCUCCGCUUCUUUCGCUGCGGGCCGGGCGGGGCCGGGACUGGAGGAUUUCCCCAAAUGCCCGCUGGCCGCGAUGGGCUCCGCUCCGUCCCGCUCGCUGCUGCUGUCCCUGCUGUCGCUGUUGCCCGCGGUGUGCGGUGACUGUGGGCCGCUGCCCAAGCUCAGCAGGGCAGAACCCCCCGAGGACGUCCGGCACAAGGACAGCUUCCCUGUGGGCUCCCAAGUAACGUACAGAUGCCUCCAGAAUUUAUCGAAAAUCCCAUCGCGGUUGGAUACAAUAAAAUGCCUUAGUAACUCCCUAUGGUCCAACCUGCAGGAGUUCUGUGACCGCAGCUGCCAGAGCCCUCCCCACGUGGCUUUUGCCAAACUAUCAGAAGAAGAUGAGAUGAAGAAUUUUUAUGCUGUUGGGAUCACUGUGAGCUACGACUGCAGCCCAGGCUAUGAGAACAGCACUGCUGAACUCCCCAGCAGCACCUGCCGUGAGAAUUCAACGUGGUCAGAAGUUGCUGAGCUGUGUCACACUUCUCCCUCUGCAACUGGCACUACAGCAGUGACAAACUCAACCCCUCAUUUGGAAGAGAAGGCAUCAGAGAGCCGCUACAUCCUACGAGCUGCUGUGCUCAUUGCUUGGAGCAUCAAGAAGUGCAGUGAGAGGAAAAAGACUGGGCGAAACCUUCGCGCAUCGCGGGGCUCGGCGUGGGGAGGAGGCGACCGCGUGGGUGCGGAUGUGUGUGCGUGUGUGCUGGGCCCGGCUCCUCAUUUUCCUACGGAGGCGGAAGGAUGCCGUGUUACAGCACGACCGGCGGCUGGCGCUGGUGCAGCCUCCGAUCGCUCCGGAAAAGGUCGUGAGGAGCUGAGCAGUGCUGAGCGGAGCCGGGCUGUAAGGAGCCAGGCUGUAAGGAGCCGGGCUGCUCGCAGCAUCGCCGCACAACCGUCGGAGCAUCCAAGGAUGGCCGUGGGAACGGCGUUGCUGUGGCUCGGCGCUGCGCUGCUGGCGCUGCCCGGAGCGUGCGGUGAUUGCCCGGAACCGCCGAGGUUCGUUUUUGCGGAGCCCCCCGGUCCUACCAACGCUUCGUACCCCGUUGGGGAGGUGCUGAGGUACCGCUGCCGCCCGGGGUACGCGAGAGACGUGAGCAAGUCCAACCGCGUCACCUGCCUGCCCAACUCCACCUGGGCGUCAGAAGCCGACUUCUGCAUCGGAAAGUCGUGUGAACUGCCAGAAAUACCGAAUGGUGGCUUUCACUUCAGCACCAACCUCCAGUUUGGAGCUACGAUAAACUUCACCUGCAGGGCUGGGUACCGUUUAGUUGGGAAUCCGACCGCGCAAUGCAUUCUGAGUGGCAGUGGUGUCACUUGGGAUCACGUUCCACACUGUGAAGUUAUUCCCUGUCAGCCACCUCCUGCCAUUGAGAAUGGACAGUUCAGUGGUGUGCACACAGAUUACACCUUUGGGGUAGCUGUAACCUACAGCUGCAAAAAUGGGUUUUCUCUCAUUGGAAAUGCCACAAUUCACUGUACAGCAGAUGAUAACCUCAAUGGGAGAUGGAGUGGUCCAGCCCCGGAAUGCAAAGUGGUGAGAUGUGAAAAGCCAGAAGUGGAAAAUGGGAAGAAUUUAAACAGCUUUGCCACUGAGUACACGUAUGGAGAACAAGUGAGCUUUGAGUGUGCUCCUGGGCACGCUUUGAGCGGCGCUCAGACAGUUACCUGUGAUGCAGACGGUGCCUGGAAGCCACCUCUGCCAACGUGUGACCCACGAUACUGUGGCCCUCCUCCCAACAUCCCUUCUGCUGAGUUAACAGGGGCUGCAAACAGCAGCUCCUUGGCUGGAACGAAGCUGACAUACCGGUGUCAGCCAGGUUUCACCACAAAGAAUGGGAAGUCCCUGGAAGUCACCUGUCUGCUGGAUGCCACCUGGUCUGCAGGCUCUGCGCUGUGCACACGUCAGCAAUGCGCUGCUCCCACAAUACAGAACGGGAUUGUGAAUGAGGACAGUUUCCUGUUUGGGGCAACUGUGACCUUCUCCUGCAAUGCUGAGUAUGAAUUAAAGGGAUCAUCUUCUGCCAAAUGUGUGGCAGUGGGAAAUGGAGUUGAAUGGGACGUGGAUCUCCCAUCCUGUGAAAGACGGCGCUCUGAUAUUCUCUGUGAACAGCCCCCCAGCAUCAGCAAUGGGGUUCACAAUGGCACAGAGGUCACAGCCUUCCCCCAGGGCUCCGUUGUGGUUUAUUCCUGCAAUGAUGGCUUCAUCCUGGUUGGAGGCAGCACCAUUCAGUGCCUAGCGAAGGCUCAGGAUCGUGGAGUCUGGAGCACCCCCCCUCCUGAGUGCAGAGGUGAUUUUCUCCUGUGGCUGUCUUGCUAUGGAGCGAGCAGCAUCAUUGUUGGCAUGGGGAACCAGGACCCCCAUAUCUGCAUCGCUUCCCCUGGGAUCUGCAGUCAGCACUGGGACCAGAGCAUGGUGCUCACCUUCACCCUCAGCAUCCUGGGCUGCUCCGCUCUGCUCCUGGCUGCUGUGAGUGGGCAGCAAGUCAGACAGCACCGAUGCGCAGUGCCACACAUUGAGAAUGGGAGGAGCACUCCUUUUCGCUACAUCUACCGGCCCGGGAACUCAGUAAGAUUCACCUGCAACACGGGCUACACCUUGCAAGGCUCCUUCACGAAGGUGAUGUGUCCUCAGGCCCCGAACAUUGCCAAUGGGCGGCACAGCGGCCAAUCCACGAACAAAUUUCUCCCAGGAGCAAUUGUGUACUACAGCUGCAAGGAUGGCUUCGAGCUGCUGGGGAACGUCUCCAUCAGCUGCUCAGAAGUCGGGCGCUGGAGCCGGCCCCUGCCCCGCUGCCAAGCCAUCGGCUGCCAGAGUCCCACAGUGCACAACGGGAAGGUGCAGGCAUUGAAGGACACCUUUGAGGCUGGGGAGACGCUGCGGUUUGACUGCGAUGCUGGGUAUGCUGCAGAGGGCGGCCAUUGGGCUCGGUGCCAGCCUGGGGGGAACUGGGACCCACCGGUGCUCAGCUGUGAGCGGGUUCAGCCGUGCCCCAUGCCUCCAAAGAUCAGCAAUGGAGAUCAUGACGGCCAUGGCAGAGCAGAGUUCACCAUGGGGAUGUACGUGACGUACACUUGUAAUGUCGGCUACUACUUGGCUGGGAACGUUGAACGUGUCUUUUGCAAAGCAUCAGGGAAAUGGAGCCAGCCCAGCCCACACUGUGAAGAAGUGACGUGUCCUCAGCCCCCGAACAUCGCCAAUGGGCGGCACAGCAGCCUCUCCUCUGCCAGGUUCCCACACGGCACCGUUGUGUACUACAGCUGCAAGGAUGGCUUUGAGCUGCUGGGGAACGUCUCCAUCAGCUGCUCAGAAGUCGGGCGCUGGAGCCGGCCCCUGCCCCGCUGCCAAGCCAUCGGCUGCCAGAGUCCCACAGUGCACAACGGGAAGGUGCAGGCAUUGAAGGACACCUUUGAGGCUGGGGAGACGCUGCGGUUUGACUGCGAUGCUGGGUAUGCUGCAGAGGGCGGCCAUUGGGCUCGGUGCCAGCCUGGGGGGAACUGGGACCCACCGGUGCUCAGCUGUGAGCAGGUUCGCCCUUGCCCCAUGCCUCCAAAGAUCAGCAAUGGAGAUCACAACCGGCACGGUGAAGGCUUUUUCACCACGGGAAUGUCUGUGUCGUACACCUGUGAUCCCAGCUUCUACCUGGUUGGGAAUGCACAUGUGGUUUGCAGAGCAUCAGGGACCUGGAGCCAGCCCAGCCCACGCUGUGAAGCAACCGUCUGCUUAAAGCCAGAUAUACAGGAUGGGUGGGUAGUUGAUGAUCAUGGACUCAUCUAUGCACCGGGGCAAAUGGUGACGUUUCAGUGCCAGGAAGGCUACAGCUUGCGGGGCAGUGCCCAAGCCCUGUGCCAGAAGAACGGCAGCUGGGACCCCCCAGCGCCCCUCUGUGAUCCACUCCACAGCUCCGUGCUGCCCAGAAGGGCUGAGAGCUCAGGUGGCUGUGGGCUUCCCACCAGGCUGACCUUUGCUGAGCUCAAUGAGGAGCACAGAAAUGAGAUUGAUUUCUCUGUUGGGAAGACUGGAGAAGCCUACAGGGAGAUUCUCUCUCCUCCAGGGAAACAAUGCAAUCACCCCGGGGAACCCGAGAAUGGCCGGAUUACAGCCCUGGCAGACCUCUUCUUUGGGUCAAUAGUGGUCUACAGCUGUGAAGAAGGGCACAGGCUGAUCGGGAAGUCCAGCCGGCGAUGUGAGAUCCAUGGGGGACGCGUUGCAUGGUCCGGUGACAUUCCCACCUGCCAGCGUAUCCCCUGUGAGCCCCCCCCCAACAUUCCCCAUGGGAAGCACACAGGGCGGCUGCUGGAUGAGUUCCACUACGGCACCUCGGUCACCUACAGCUGCGAGCCCGGUUACCCAAUGCAUGGGAAUGCUUCCAUCUUCUGCACCACCCAAGAUGGGAAAAACGGGGUGUGGAGUGGACCCCCCCCACUGUGUGGAGAAGCAGGGUGCUCUGCCCCACAGAUCCAGAAUGGGAGGAUAGUGCCAGCUCCUCGGAGCACCUACACACACAAGGACAAUGUCACCUUCGAGUGCGAGCCAGGCUACGUCAUCCGUGGCCCCAGAGUGGUGCAGUGUCAGCAGAACAACACCUGGCAGCCCCCGGUGCCCAUCUGCGAGCAGGCUGGCUGCAGGGCACCCCCCAGGUUGGUGUUUGCUGAGCUGAAGGAGCCCUACAGGAACCAGACUGCCUUUCCUGUGGGUGGGACUGUGGAGUACAUGUGCCAGCCCGGCUAUGCCUGGCACGUGGGGAUGUCACCGACCAUCACGUGCCUUGGGAAUCAGAGCUGGUCUGUGGCACUGGAGUUCUGCAAAAGGAAGCAAUGUGCAAACCCUGAUGACCCACAGAAUGGCAGAGCCAUGGUCCUGACUGAUCUCCUCCUUGGGUCCAAAGUGAAUUACACGUGUGACGAGGGAUACAAGCUGGUCGGGCGUUCGCAGAGGACAUGCGAGGUGUCUGGCACACGCGUUGCAUGGAGCGGGGAUGCUCCCACCUGCCAUCGUAUUGUCUGUGACCCACCCCCAGACAUCCCACAUGGGACUCACAGUGGGGGAUCGAUGGAUGCCUUCCCCUACGCGGCCGUGGUCACCUACACGUGUGAGCCAGGCCGUGUUUUGGCUGGGACAGCCUCCAUCUUCUGCACCACGGUGGAUGGGGAGCGUGGUGCAUGGAGCGGGCUGCCGCCGCGCUGCGGAGAUAUGCAGUGUCCUCCCCCUCCAAGCAUCGCCAAUGGGAAGCACAGCAGCCAGCCCUCAGACACGUUCCUGCCUGGUGUGGCCGUUCAGUACAGCUGUAAGGAUGGCUAUUUGCUCACUGGGAAUGCAUCCAUCACCUGCACUGCUGCAGGAACCUGGAGCCAGCCCCGGCCACGCUGUGAAGUGCUGCAGUGUCCUUCCCCUCCAAAUAUCACACACGGUCAGUACAGCAGUGAGGAUGUGAAAAUGUUUGUCCCCGGAACCUCUGUGAGGUACAGAUGUGACCCUGGGUACGUCCUCACGGGGAAAACAGCAGUGACUUGUUUGACAUCUGGAAUGUGGAGCAUCCCUUACCCGCGGUGCGAAGUGGUCACCUGCAUGAGCCCUAGCAUUAAGCACGGAGAAGUGGCUGAAGGGCAGCAAGCUGUCUACCGGCCCGGGACCAUCAUCACCAUCCGGUGCCACCCAGGCUACGUGCUGCGGGGCAGCCAGGAGCCCAAGUGCCAUUCUGAUGGCCGCUGGGUCCCCUUUAUCCCCAGCUGCGAGCCAGCGCUGCCUUGCCCUCCACCACCCACCAUUGCCCAUGGCAUACACGAUGCCGAGCUCGGGACCAACUUCACCAGUGGAAUGUCUGUGAACUACAGCUGCCAGCCCGGCUUCUCCCUGCUUGGGGACCCCUCUGUCCAGUGCCUGGAAGGGAGCUGGAGCCUCCCGUACCCACGCUGUGCAGUUGGAUGUGGGACACCAACACUGUUACAGUUUGCUGAGCUAAACAAGGAGUAUAAGAAUUGGACUGAGUUUCCAGUUGGGACCACAGUGAAAUACACCUGCCAGCCAGGAUACGCCAGACAUUCACAGAUACCACCCACUAUUACAUGCCUUGAAAAUCAGACGUGGUCUGAAGCUAAGAAGUUUUGCAGACGGAGAAGGUGUGAUCAUCCAGGAGAACCAGAAAAUGGCAGAGUUAUUGUUACAACAGAUCUCCUCUUUGGAUCAACUGUGAAUUACACUUGCGAUGAAGGGUACAGGCUAGUUGGAGCUUCUCAGCGACACUGCGUGAUUUCAGGCUCCGGGAUGCGAGUGACGUGGACUGGGGUCGUUCCUGUCUGCCAGAGUAUCGUUUGUGACCCACCUCCCGACAUCCAGCAUGGAACACACAGCGGGCAUUUGAUGGAUGCCUUUCCCUAUGCAGCUGUGGUCACAUACAUGUGUGAGCCUGGCCACGUGCUGGCUGGGACAGCCACCAUCUUUUGCACCACAGUGGAUGGGGAGCGCGGUGCCUGGAGCGGACCAGCACCACACUGUGGAGGGCAGCUGUGUCCUUUCCCACCAGUGAUUGACCAUGGCCAGCAUGAUGGCAUGGACGUGGAGUUUAUCCCUGGAAUGUCUGUAAAUUACAGCUGUGACCCUGGCUAUUCUCUUACUGGAACAGCAGCUCUGUACUGCACUGGCAAUGCAAGCUGGAGCAGCCCUCAGCCCCGCUGUGAAGUGUUACAGUGUCCUUCGCCUCCAAAUAUUGACGGAGGCAAUCACGACAGCCAGGAUGUGGAAGUUUUCCUUCCUGGAAUGGCUGUGAACUACAGCUGUGAUCCUGGCUACAGCCUGCUGGGGGAGGCAUCCAUUUACUGCACCGAGUCUGGAAACUGGAGCCUGCCCGCUCCUCAGUGUGAAGGUAGCUGCGGUGUUCCUCCAAUACUCAGCUAUGCUGAGCUGGCCAAGGAGCACCAGAACACGACAGCCUUUCCUGUUGGGAGCACGGUGCGCUACGCCUGCCGCCCGGGAUUCAUGAGACACCCCACAGUGCAGCCAGUUCUGACGUGCCUCAAAAACCACACGUGGUCUGAUGUGCGAGCGUUCUGCAAAAGGAAAGAAUGCAAUUAUCCUGAAGCACCACAGAAUGGCAGAGUUGUUGUUCUGACAGAUCUCCUGUUCAGGUCCAUCGUGAACUACACAUGUGAAGAAGGGUACCGGCUGGUUGGUCAGUCCCUGCGGCGCUGUGAGCUUUCUGGAGCAGAUAUUGCAUGGAGUGGUGAUCCUCCCACUUGUCAGAAGGUGGUUUGUCCAGUGCCACAGAUCCAGAAUGGGAGAGUAUCCAUUCCCAAACAGCGCUACAGAUACAAGGAUACUGUCAGCUUUCAGUGCCACGAAGGGUUCGUGCUGAAAGGGCAUCCCACAGCCCAGUGCAAAGCUGACAAAACAUGGGAUCCUCCCGUGCCCGUCUGUGAGCAGGUGGUAAAGUGUCCAUCUCCCCCAAGCAUCAUCAAUGGGGAACACAGUAGACUCUCAGAUGCUUUUGGUGUAGGUGCAAUCGUGCAUUACCACUGCAAACCUGGCUUCUUUCUCAUUGGCAAUAAGUCCAUCCGCUGCACACCGCAUGGGGUCUGGAGCCGUCCCCUACCUCGGUGUGAGGCUGGCUGCGUGAGCCCAGGAGUUGGGCAUGGACAAGCUAUUGGAUCAGAAUCUCUCUACAUGCCUGGAGACAUCAUCACAAUUGAAUGCAACUCUGAUAAUAUCUCAGAAGUCCUCCACAAGUCCCAGUGCCAAUCUGGGGGCACAUGGUUUCCUCCACUCCCUGCCUGUGACCGAGGUGAGUGCAUCUCACCCAUCCUUACACCUGUCCCUUCUGACCUUGCACUAUUUGUAGCACAUGGCAGGAUGUUUAGGGGGCAAGAGGAAUCCUAUCAAGUCAGAUGCUGUAGGGUAAUGUGGGUGCAUGAGGUUGGGCAGUGGGCUCUGUGCAUUAGUGUCAGUGGUGUGGAGGUGGGCACACAGCCAUGCGCAGAUGCUUGGAGGUUCUCCUCUUGCCUCCAAGAGUGCUUUCUAAUCUGUACUUCUCUCUCCUUAGUGCUGCACUGUUCCAAGCCCCCAGAUAUUCUCCACGGGGGUCACAGUGGCCUGGGAAAAGCAGUUUUCCAACCUGGAACAUCUGUGAACUACAGCUGUGAGACUGGCUUCUCCCUCGUUGGGAUGGCAUCCAUUUACUGUACAGAGUCCGGAGCCUGGAGCCAUCCUUUUCCUGUCUGCCAAGUUGUGAAGUGUCUCCACCCUCCAGCUAUCACCAAUGGGAAGCUCCAAGGCAACACUUCAGACACUUUUUUCUAUGGAACAUCUGUGUCCUACAGCUGUGAUUCUGGCUAUUCACUCAGUGGGGAUGCUUUCAUCUCCUGCACAGCGUCAGGAACCUGGAGCCAUCCUCCUCCUCAAUGCAAAGAGAUCAGUUGUGUAUUCCCAGAAGUUCAAGGUGUUAAGAAAACUGCGUCUGGAAAAACAUACAGAAUUGGGACUAACAUCACUCUUGAAUGUGAUGAUGGGUACACGUUGGAAGGCCUCAGUCAGAUUCAGUGCCAGGAGGACUUCAGCUGGGACCCUCCUGUGCCAGCCUGUAAACUCACUUCACCCAGGUCUGGUUCAGUAGGGCUAGGAAUUGCAGCUGCAGUCGUUCUGCUUCUCCUGGGUGUGACCAUCGGCUGGAAAAUUAUCUCUAAGCAGAAGGAAGGCUUCUACCGCACGUAUGAAAACUACAACCACAAAACCUCUCUGGAUUAGAUGGCAGAACAGAAAUGUUCACGUCUUGCAUGGCAGGCUGAGCCCGGUGCUGCCCAUAACUGGCAUUCGAGGCGUUCCCCCACGUUAGGACUGAACCAAGAAAGCACUUCGACCCAAAUCAACCUUCAUGCUCCUCCUGCUCCAUUCAUUAAAGCACUGUAA
Messenger RNA from Lagopus leucura (white-tailed ptarmigan), 13459 nucleotides. RefSeq lists its product as uncharacterized. Lineage: Eukaryota; Metazoa; Chordata; Aves; Galliformes; Phasianidae. The record is from RefSeq and is a predicted model, not a curated record. The transcript has 84 exons.